GACCUGAGGAGAGCCAACUGCCUGCUGUGGGGUGAGGAGGGGCAUGAAUGGAGGCAGAGACCCCAGAUAACCAAGGAUGCAAGCCCGAGUUCCUGCUAACAGAAUAUAAGAUGGGAUGCAUCUAUCUUGUGAUAUGUACCAGGACUGCUUCCUUCUGUGAGACAACAAGGGCAAGAUGGUGUUCUGGACCCAAUGAUGCUCUGCCCCGGUGGGUGUCUGGGUGCAGGAGAAACUUACUGGGGGAGAGGGCCAGUUGAGGGAAAGAUCUCCAGAAAUAGUGGGAUUCCUUGGAAUUUCAGGCCACAGGCACCAUGUCCGAUCCUGGUGAUGUCCGACCUGUUCCACACAGGAGCAAAGUAUGCCGUCGUCUGUUCGGUCCCGUGGACAGUGAGCAGUUGAGCCGCGAUUGCGAUGCGCUCAUGGCGAGCUGUCUCCAGGAGGCCCGAGAACGGUGGAACUUUGACUUCGCCACUGAGACGCCACUGGAGGGCAACUACGUCUGGGAGCGUGUUCGGAGCCCAGGGCUGCCCAAGAUCUACCUGAGCCCUGGGUCCCGCCGCCGUGAUGACCUGGGAGGGGACAAGAGGCCCAGUACCUCCUCGGCCCUGCUGCAGGGGCCAGGGCCAGCUCCGGAGGACCACGUGGCCUUGUCGCUGUCUUGCACUCUGGUGUCUCACGCCCCUGAGAGGCCUGAAGACUCCCCGGGCGGGACCGGGACAUCUCAGGGCCGAAAACGGAGGCAGACCAGCCUAACAGAUUUCUAUCACUCCAAGCGCCGAUUGGUCUUCUGCAAGAGAAAGCCCUGAAGUGCCCACGGGAGGCUCGCCUUCUUCUGCUGUGGGUCAGGAGGCCUCUUCCCCAUCUUCUGCCUUAGCCUUCAUUCAGUGUGUCUUAAUUAUUAUUUGUGUUUUAAUUUAAACUUCUCCUGUAUAUACUCUGCCUGCCCCCUCCCAGCCUCCAAACUUAGUUAUUUAAAAAACAAAACAAAACAAUGAAAUUAGUAGGACGGUAGGCUCCUUAGUGCUGUUUUUUUUUUUUUUUUUUUUUUUUUUUUAUGUAGACCAUUAUUUAAGUCCUUCUCAACCCAAGCUGUGUUUCUGAUCCUGGCGGGAUGGUCCUGGCGGGAUGGUCGCACUGGCCUCAUGCCAUCUGCAUCUCGCAUCUCGCCCAAUCCCCGCCCCUCCCCCCUAACUCCUCCCCCGCCCCCACUCCCUGCCUGGUUCCUUGCCACUUCUUACCUGGGGGCGAUCCUCAGACCUGAAUAGCACUUUGGACAACUGAGUAGGACUUCGGGGUCUCCUUGUCACCUCUAAGGCCCGCUAGGAUGACAGUGAAGCAGUCACAGCCUAGAACAAAGAUGCCCGGUUAGGACCUAAGCGUACCGUCCAGAGCCUUGACAUUUACUCAGACCUGUGAAGAUCCUUUGCCACUCCUGGGGACCCCGCCUCCCCUGUGGGUCUCUGCCAGCUGCCCCUCUAUUUUUGAGGGUUAAUCUGGUGAUCUGCUGCUCUCCCUUCCUCAGACCCUUCCCCUCCCCAGGUUGGCAGGAGGCAUCCUUUCCCUCGCCACGGCUCAGUGGACCAGAAGGGAACGGGUACACAGGGUACACUAAGUGGGGUUUCCUGGUCCUACCUCAGGCAGCUCCAGUGGCAACUGCCCUUCUUAUGGGUCUAGGGUAGGUCCUUGGUGACGAGACGGGCUUCCCAGAGCAUCCCUGUGUGUGUGGUAUGUGGUGGUGGUGGGGGGUGGACUUAUCUGGGAUGGGGACCCCAGCCGCUGAAGUCCUCAGUGACUUGUCCCAUUUCUUAGUAGUUGUACAAGGAGUCAGGCCAAGAUGGUGCCUCGGGGGCUGAGGGAGCUCACAGGAACUGAGCAGUGACUGGUCCUUUCCCAGUAUUGAAUACUGAGCCCCUGUGGGUGUCGAAGCACUUAGUGGGUCUGGCCCCAACCCCAAACACCCCUGUUUCUGUAACACCCUGAGCUGGACUGUUUAUCUUUAGCCGGGAGAACAUGUAUUUUGGUCCCUUCCCUGUCUCCGCUCAGAUUGUAAACCUCCCACGUGUGGGGAUCACACCCUGCACUGUCCCGAAUCUUUACACCCUAUCCCAAAGCUGGUGCUCAAUAAAUACUUCUAGAUGAUU
This is a messenger RNA of Rattus norvegicus (Norway rat), 2141 nucleotides long. Lineage: Eukaryota; Metazoa; Chordata; Mammalia; Rodentia; Muridae. The record is from RefSeq and is a predicted model, not a curated record.